Molecule: messenger RNA, 1584 nt
Organism: Macrosiphum euphorbiae (potato aphid)
Lineage: Eukaryota; Metazoa; Arthropoda; Insecta; Hemiptera; Aphididae
Source: the annotation of a GenBank genome assembly
AUGAAUUCGAUGGAAAACUCUGAGACCAGCUACAACUUGCCGACGGGCAGUUGCUCGACCAUGGUCAGAAAUCUAGUAUCUCAAUUCAACGACCUGUUCAGUGAUUUCAAUCGAUACAUCUCUCCGGCCUACCAUCACGACCGAUGCGAACGAUCGGUGCACAUGCGUUUGUAUUCGAUGAACAAACGGGAAUUCGUAAUGGUGUUCAUCGUCCUGUUGACGGCCAUGGGGCUGGUGUUAUUCAUCGGAUUGACGGGACCUCCGAUCACACUGACGAGUAAGAUAAGCGGAGUUGAAGUAUUGAAGCACACAAACGGAUCUUUGCCACAGGGCCCAUUCAUCAUGAAAACUCCUAGUCUGUCGGUGUAUAACCAACGAUUGUGGUUAAUCGCAGUUGUGCUGACGGACAAUAAAGACGAUGAGACUUAUGAUAAAAGUUUCAAGAUCAGCAUGGCCAUCAAGGGAAUCACCCCUCAGCACAAAACCACUGAUAUAGUAAAAGUUUUUAAAAACAACAGGACGAGACAUUUACUUUGCAAACAACAGAUAUGUAGCCAAGUGCCUAUAGCUCAUAUUGGCUACAUACACUUUACUCAUUAUACGUUUGAGGUAGAUUUUUAUAAUCUAGAGACUUUUCAUCAAAAGUAUCAAGUAAAAGAAGUCAUGUUCUAUUACAAAUCGUACAACCCGGGCUACACCCAAAUGGAAAUAUGGUUCAGGCUGAUUUAUUUACUCAGUGCAUUUGGAGUACUUUGUUGCUUUGCGAAUUCACUAAGGAAAUUUCCAGUGGUGGAUUGGUCAUACGAGCAAAAAUGGACUGUUGUCUUAUUGCCACUAUUAAUAUUAUUUAAUGAUCCAAUAUUUCCUUUGACACUUCUCACAAGCAAUCAACUAAUCGGAAUGUUAGAUGGUGUCUUCCAAAUAACAUUUAUCUGUGCAAUUUUAUUCUUUUGGCUUUGCAUUUAUCACGGAUUACGUCAAAAUGAAAGAAAACCGAUUGCAUUUUAUCUCCCAAAAGCAAUUUUAGUUGGUCCAUUUUGGAUAUGUGGUGUUAUAAUGGCCAAAUAUCGUCGAAUGAAUGAAUUUGAUGACCCAGCAUUCAGUUAUGAAAUUGAUUCUAGCGCCUACGCUAAUAUCAAGUCGUGUGUAGGCAUUUUUGCAAUCAUAUACAUAGUGUAUCUAGUGUGCUUGAUUUUAAGAGCAUACAGUGAUUUGCGUUCGAUGCCAUAUUUUGAUGCUAGACUGAAAUUUGUAACUAUUUCAAUGGUCAUAUCACUUAUAAUAUGUUCAACCAUAACACAUAUGCAAUAUGGGCUUGGCUUGAUUGAAGACUCGUUUGCUGCAGACUUGAACACAGAAUAUAUGACGUCAGCAUUAUUUAUGACCUUUUAUGGUAUUUGUAAUUUCUAUGUAUUUACAUUGGCUGCUGUUUACUCCCCGACAAAAAAACCAGGAUUUGAGUCUUCGGUAACAAAAGAUAAUCCUGCAUUCUCAAUGGUCAAUGAUUCUGAAGAAGACAUACCAUAUGGUUCAGACGAAGAAAGCCACAAGCCACUAAACCCUCCCAACGAUGACAGUGAUUAA